AUGUCAAUUUUUAAUAAAAUUAAAAAAUUUAUUAAAGAUGAAGAUGAAGACGAAGAAGAUAUUUUCAAAAAACCAGCAACUCCAAAUAAAACCCCAAACAAACAAGACAUCAACGAAUUUGGAAAAAAUAUUUUUAUAAAUGGUAUUAAUGGGACAAAAAGUGCAUUAGCCUUUGAUAAUGUUUUGAAUUUAUGUGCAAUUGGGUUUAAUGAUGGUUCUUUUAAAAUAUUUGGUAAAAAUGGUUAUGAAAUUCCUUUAAAAGCUCAUACAAAAUCAAUGAUUAAAAAGAUUUACUUUAUAAUAAAUUCACCAUUCAUUAUAAUUGUUACGGAUUCAUCAAUUGAAAAAUGGGAUUAUGAUAGAAUGAAAUUAAAUAAUAUAUUAUUAUAUAAGACUAGAAUUACAUCAAUAUGUCAAUCCAAUGGAUUAAAGCAUUUAUUCUUUUCAACUGAGGAUUCAAUGAUUCAAACUUAUAAUAUACAUAAUAACUUUUUAUCAUCAUACCAACUUUAUGAUUAUGAACAUAAUGGUCAAACUUCACAGCAGCAACAACCUGAAUUUGACGUUAAAUGUAAUGAAUCAAUAGCAUUACCAUCAUGUUUAAAAGUUAAUCCAAUCAAUGCAAAUCAAUUAUUAGUUGGUUAUAACAAUGGUUUAAUAUUAAUAUUUAAUUUAGAAUCUAAAAAAAUUGAAAAACGAAUUGAAUCAUUCAUUAAAUGUGGUUAUUGUACAUCGAUUUGUUGGUCUAGAAAUGGUUCAAAAUUUGUAGCAGGCUUUUUAAAUGGUGAAAUUCAUUUAAUAAAAUAUUCAACUCAAAAUUCAACUUCAAUUUUAAUUUAUAAAUCACAACAACAACAACAAUCUCAACAAUCUCAACAAUCACAACAACAACAAUAUUAUCCAAUUGAUCAAUUAGAAAUAUUAUAUACCAAUAAUAAGAAAUUAAUAUUAUUUAAAGGUGUAAAUAAUAUUGAUAAUAUAAAAUCAUUAAUACUUAUUAAAGGUGAUAAUUUUAAGAAUGUAAAUCAUUUAUCAUCAGUUCAAGUAUUUUCAAAUUUACUAUCAUACUGUCCAAUUACCACAUUACCUUACUAUAAUAAUAAUGGUUUUGUUGAAUCUUUAUUAUUAAUUGAAUCAAAUGGUUCAAAUAGAUUACUUGAAUUAAAAAUUGAUCAAAAAACAUUAUUCUUUUCAAAUCCAAUAUCAUGUGAUGAAAUUAAUUUAAAAUCAUUCAGUUGUAAUAGUAGUAAUAAUAAAGUUAAAUUAAUGAAAAGUUAUCAAUGUGAUUCAAAAACCAUUGAUUUAAUUUAUCAAUUAUUUGAAUCAAAUAAUAAUAUGAAAAGUUCAAUUAAUGGUGGUCCAGAAACUUUAACAUUAAAUAAAUUACCAGGUGUAUCAUCAUUACCAUUUCAACAAUUAAUGAUAACUGUUCAUUAUGAUAAUACUAUAGAAUUUUGGAAUUCAAGUGAUCCAAAGAAUAUUUUAUACCUUGGAACUUUAAAUAUAAAUAAUAAUAAUAAUAAUAAUUCAGUAACAACAACAACAAAAACAAUUGAAAUAAUUACAAUUUCAUUCUCAGUAUCAAAUUUAUUAUUAACAAUCUCCACAAGUAGUUCAGAAUUAUUAAUUUAUCAUAUUUCUGAUUUUUCAAAAAGAAUUGAUACAUUAAUUUAUAAUAAUAAUAGUAAUAAUAAUAAUAAUAAUAGUAAUAAUAAUAAUACAGAACAAAAUCAACAACAAGAAGAAGAUGGGAUUAAAGAAGAUAAACAAUUACCGAAUGCAGUUUUUGAUGUUUUUAAAUUAAUGGGUAAAAUCAUAAUGGGAAAUGGCGAGAAUAUAACAUCUAUUACUUUGAAUCCAUAUAAAAGUAGUUAUUCAACUAGGAUAUUAAUUGGUACGGAUUUAGGUAAUGUUUAUCAUUAUAUAGUAUCAAUUGUAAAUAAUAAAGAAGUUGGGGUUGAUGGAGUUCCAACUAUACCUUCAAGUCAAGUAGUUUAUACAUUAGCAGUUUUUAGUUUUGGUAAUUGUUCAACAACAACAACAACAACAACAACAACAUCAAUAUCAACAACACCUUCAUCAAAUAAUGUAUCAACAACUACACCUUCAACAGUAAUAGGAGAUUCAACAAUAUCAGCAGCAAUAACAUCAAUAUCAUUAUGUUUUUAUCCAAUUCGUAAUAGUGAUAUUGAUAGUAGUAUAGUUUAUUUAGGAACAAGUGAUGCAAAUAUUAUGGUAUUAGAUUUACAAACUAUGAAAAUCAUAUCAUCAUUUAAAUUAUCAAAUAGUGGUAGUGGUGUUCAAGUUGGUUCAUUAUUAUUUACAAAUAAAAGAGGUGAUCCAAUUCAAUUCUUAUUCUUUGGUUCAAUUAAUCAUGAUGAUGCUGAAUCAAUUGAAAAUUUAAAUGAUAUAUCAACACUUUCAAAAAUAUUUAAUAAUGAUUUAUUAAAUUCAACAGGAAUUAACGGUAGUGGCAAUGGCAGUGGUGGUGGUGGUGGUGGUGGUGAAGAAUUUAAAUCAAUGAUUGAAGAAAUAUCAUUAAUAGUAUCAACAAUCAAAGAGAUCUCAAUUUAUAGUGUUUCAUUUGGUAGUAAUAAAAUAAUUCAACACAAGAGAUUAAAUAAACAUGACGGUUCAAAUAAAUAUUUUAUUGAUGGUUUAGUACAUUUAUCAACUCAAUCAGAUGGUAAACCUGUAUUAAUUUCAUUAGAUGCUUCAACUUCAUCAAUUGAAUUAUAUAAUACUAUAAAUUUAGAUAAAUUAAAAUCAAAUAGUUUAUUACCAAUAAUUAGAUUACCAACAUUAUGUUCUUCUUCCUCUUCUUCCUCUUCUUCAUUAAAUAAUAAUAUAAUUAAAUUUAUAAUUACACCAUCAUAUAGUAAUGGUUAUUUAUAUAUUGAUAAUAAUAAUAGUAGUUUAUUAUAUUGUAUUUCGAAUAAUGGUGGUCAUCAAUUAAAUCAAUAUCCAACAUUAUUUGUUGAUAAUAUUCCAAUGCCACCAUUACCAAAAGGUAAGAGUAAAUUUACAAGUUUCUUUUCAUCAAAACCAUCUCAACAAACUACUGAAUCAAAUUUGGAUAGAAUUUUCUCAGAGGAUGGAAAUAAAAUUCCAACACCAUCACAUUCACAACAAAUAGCAGGAAUUUCAGAUUUAUUAAAUAAAGCUAAAGAAGCUUUAGAGAAAAGAGGUGAUCAAUUAAAAGAGUUGGAAUUAAAAACAUCUGAAAUGGAGAUGAGUUCAAGAGCAUUCUCUCAAAUGGCAAAACAAUUAAGUAAAAAAUAA
This is a messenger RNA of Dictyostelium discoideum AX4, 3282 nucleotides long. RefSeq lists its product as hypothetical. The transcript is spliced from 4 exons. Gene Ontology annotation, cellular component: cytoplasmic vesicle membrane. Bases 1 to 3282 code for a protein of 1093 amino acids. The record is from RefSeq and is a predicted model, not a curated record. NCBI's taxonomy places the organism in Eukaryota, Evosea, Eumycetozoa, Dictyosteliales, Dictyosteliaceae.